AUGAUGACGAUGACGAUGACGACGACGAUGACGAUGAUGAUGACGAUGUAGACAAUAAUAUUGAUAAUAACGAUGAUGUAGAUGCUUAUGAGAAUCAAUCUGAGCAAGAAUCGAACAUACUAACAUCUAAUACACCAGAUCAAAUAGAUACUGACUCCGAUUUCUAUGAGAAAGCACGUUCUAUGCCACGUUAUACAAGUGAUUCUGAAAGUGAUUAUAAAACGUACAGACCUAGUUAUGGUAAGCAAUGCAGUUCACCUGACUUAUCUUCAACAUCCUAUGGGGGUCAUCGAAAAUCUGUUAGCUUUGAUUUAAGCGGUGAUGAAAGAUCAAAAUCAGAUUACGAAAGUUCACGUACACCAGAAAGUUAUAAUCGGUUUUAUGACUCAGAACAAGAAUACAAUACCGCUCGUACUCGCUAUCCGCGUAAGGGUAUUUUGAGAUCUUCGAGUCCGUCCUCUUCUAAUAAUUCAACAUUAGAAAGAUCGAACCGUCCAAUGAAACCAACAACUAUUACUCCCACAGUAGCUCGAAUAAAAGAAAUUGAUUCGCCCGUACUUCAACAUGCAAUGCGUUCACCAUCACCAAAUAUUUCAAAUAAAGGUUAUAGAAGUCCGCCACCACCACCCGAAAAAGUGUUAGUAUCUACUGAAAUUGAAAGAGAUAAUCCCUUCCGUGAAGCUUAUUUAGACAAGAGUAAAACUGAUGAAUAUACUGAAAUAGCAAAAGCAAUAUCAAAAUCGCCAGUUGCCUUAAAGUCACCACGUGAGCAGUUUUUCUUUGGUUCGGGUUCAAAAUCAAAUGAAGAUCUUUUGUCAAACAAUCGUUCGAUAAAUAAUACCCGUUCUUCUCCUACAAUGUUUUCUAAUGCUCAAUCAAUGUCUACUGGAAAUCUAGUUGCAAGUUCAACCGGUACUAAACCUAAAAUCCCACCACCAUUAUUACCGAAACCAAAACUAAAAAAAGCUGAAAUUGUUCAUAAUUAUGCAUUGGAAACAUUUCAAAAUACCGACGUUGGACAUGGUGAUUUCGCUGUAUUUGAGCACGAUAUUACAACAAACACAAUACAAGAGGUUCACAGACCGCAAACUCCAGUCACGCAACCAGCUUCUCAAACAAAUAAAUUACCUAUGAGAGUUUCUACACCGCGUAGUCCUUUACGUCCACGUGAAAGUCCGCCACCACCUCCAAUUAAUUUUUCGACAAUGCCAAAGAAAACUUCUCCUUCAAGCACAGCGGAUGAACCUCACUAUCUUGAAGUAUUGCCACCAUUAGCUCCUGAAAUUCCACCAGCUCAAAAACGUCCGCAUGAAUUUAUACAUGAGAACUCUCCAAAUAAUAUACUGGUUUCUGAAGAAGAACAUCGCAUCAUACUUUUGAAGGAAAAUGAUCUACGUAAUCAAUUACGUAGCAAAACAUUGGUUCCAGAAUUAGGUGUACCCAACGAAAAUGCUCCAGCAGUGCCGGCGUAUGCAGGCAUCAAUAAAUCGGUAAAUCCAUUUUUAGAUAGUUCAGAUGAUAAUAUUGACUUACCAUUGCCACCACUACCCACUUUGCCUCUCUCAGCUAAUGUAGCAUGUGAUAGUAGUUCAAUUUGUGACAGCGAAUCUUCAACUACUAAUAAUGCCUCUAUUUCUUCCCCUAUUUCAAAUGCUAACCCGCAGAAGCGAUUGGAUUUUUCAUCAGUAACACCAACGUUUUCACUUAUAAGCCAUCCGUCACCAUCACAAAUUUUUCCCACAGCUCAAAUACUUCCUGUACAAUACACAAACUUACCACAGCCACAACAACCUAACACUACACAUGUCCUCACAGGACAAAUCCUAUCAACUAGUACAAAUACUUUUAAUACAACUACCCAACAACCCCUCCUUAGUAUAGGUGGUUAUGUGUUACUGCCACAAACACAGUUUUCUUCCUCCACAUCACAAUCACCAUCGCUUGCUUCAACGCCAGUGUUUUUCACCGGCAGUAGUCCUACAUCAACUGCAUUCUAUGUACAGCAACAACAAGCGCCACAGCCGAAUCCAGUACAGUCCACACAAAUGCAAUUAAAUCAACGUGCUUUGUUAUCACCUACAGAACCAAUUAAAGUGCCUAAAUCGGUAUCUGACAAAAAGCGUUUCUUUGAAUCAGCUAUGGAGGACCAACAUAAACCAACACAAAAAUCUGAAAAAGUUUUCUCGUUUCUGUCAAAAGAUGAAGUCGAGAAGUUGAAACAGGAAGAAGAAAGGAAAAUCGCAACCCUUCGUCGUGAUAAAAAUGCACGAUUAGCUGAUUUUAGCGGUGGAAGUUUAAAUGAUGCCACAAAUGAUGAAGCGGAUGGAGCUAAAUGCACUGGUAAUGAAGAGCAUGCAGAUCGUACUGAAGAUGAUGACGAUGAUGAUGAUGAUGAAGUCGACAAUAUAGACGUUGAUAGCGUAUUACGUGAUACCAUCGCCGAUCACAAUAAAUGUGAAAUAGAUGAUAUGAGUGUUGGCAAAAAUUUAAAUGCACCAAGAAGUCCUGCACAAGAAGUUAGUAGUACCACAACAAAUACAACAGCAAUAGCAAUGACAACAACAACAACGACAAUGACAACAAUACAAACAACAAAACCAGCUGCAACAGUCAUAACAAAACCAAUGUCACAUAAUAAAAAGGAAACUAAGGUAUCCGCACAUAUGAGCUCAAGUAAGUUACCCACAAAACACACAGAUGCGACGACAAUGUCAACAACAGUCCACCAGGAACCACCCACGCCCGAAGCAAACAGUUGCGCAUCAACAGUAACAUCACUACCAACAAAACAAAAUCAACAGCAGCAACAGCAAAAACAAGCACUAUACAAGCAACAAAAAAAGCAAAAUACAAUACCACAACAGCAACACCAGCAACAGCAACAACACCAACAACAAGAACAACAGCUGCAACAGCAACAAACUGAUAAUAUUAAAAAACCGUCAUUGCUGCCAAAACCAAAAGUUAAAGUGGUUAUACCACCGGCAUUGUUGCAACAACAAUUGUUGUUACAAGAACAACACCAGCAGCAACAUGAAGAAGAGGAAACCGUAACAUCGCCAACAUCACCAACACCGCUAACCAGUCGCAUACCAGUCCGCACACCAAAUGUCAUUGAGAAACGCGAAACAUUAAAUGCAAGAACUGCAAUACCCGCAAAUGUUGCCACUGACGCCAACGUGGAGGAUGCAGCUAUUGGUGCUAGUGUCAGUGCUGACGACGCUCUUAUUGCUUCAAUUGUGAGUGCCGAUGCUGCGAAUUUGACUUUUGAUGCCGAGCAGCAACAAGAGACUCCAACAAAAUACGCCAAGAGCAGAAAAAUGCUUAAUGCUGAAAAACGUGCCUCUUGGCGUGCUGCUCGUCUACGCUCUCUGGAACAAGGCGCUGUCGAAGCUCAGAAUGUCAUAAAAAACAUGAACAAAAUUGCCGAUGAUUUGCUGACAGAACCAAAAGCAACUAAGCAGGCUAAAAAGAUUGUAUUUCCUAAAAUCGCUAUUAAAUCUAGUGAUGGACCUGUCGUUAUACGCGAACGUGAAAAAAUACUCGAUGAGAAAAUUGUUCGCCGUACUGAAGAGGUGCCAUGUCCUGUUACAGGACGGCCUCAGUUGCGAACUGUUGAAUAUAUUGAGAAAAUCAUCGAAACUGAGGUGGAAACUUGUCGUGAGAGAGUAAUUUCACUCGAACUUCAAGAUCCAGAAAAGGAUGACUCACCGUACACAUCUCUUGUAAUGACUGACGUUGCUAGUCUCGAUGAUGAAGAACCACCAGAGCUAUUAAAAGAAAUUGAAAGUGGCGAAAAAAUGCAAGUUGUUAGUAAUGAUGAAGAUGAAGAAGAAGAAGAAGACGAGGAAGAGGAAGAGGAAGAAGAAGAGGAUGCAGCUUCUAUUGUCACAGUACAUGCAAAUAAUGAGAAAUUAUAUUUACGUACCGAUGAUGAGUUAUUGCAUUCCGAUGAUUUUGAUAGUAGUACAUUCGGUCCUUCAUCAAUUGAAAGCAUAUCAUCAACAAAAGUUGCGAUGAAACCACCUUCAAUCAGUUUACAUCAAACUUUAGCAAAAGAAGUUAUAAUACAUCCAACUGAAGAAAUAAAUAGAAAACAACAAACAACACAUACCAUAGUUGAAGUGGUCAAUCCUAUUAUCACAGGUGAAGGGAAAGUAAAGAGUAUUUCAGUUGGACGUGCUGUAGAGUGUGAAUAUCCAUCAUUUGAUAAUGAUGAAGAAAAUAAUUAUAAAAUACAACAAAAACUUGAUGAAAUAACAGCAACAACAACUAAUGAUGCUGCUACCAAAAGCCAUUUGGACGAUGACAAUAAUGAGCAGGAAGAUGAAGCGGACUAUGAAUUUCCUACAUCAAGUGAUUUGAUGCGAAGUGACACAUUUGUGCUUCCCUCUUCACAGCAGCCGCCACAACAGGAACUUUCAUUAAAUGCGAAAAUGAAAAAUGUCCUUGUUGAAUUAUUGGAAAAUGAACGUGUAAAAUUGUAUUUGCAAAAAAGCCUUGAAGAGGAUGAGGACAAAAAGUCAGAUGUAAAUGAUGAUGAUGAUGAUGAUGAUGAUGAUGAAGUUGAUUAUGUACGUGUACAAAAGAAUUUAACAUACAAAUCCGGUGAAUGUGGCGGUAGUAUUAAUGAUAAUCAAAAACUAAUCGAUGAGUUAGUGAGAGAUAGUAAUCGAAAUAGGGUAACCCAAAUGAAAGGCAAUUUAGUUAGCAAUAUUGUAGUUGAUGAAGAUGAUGACGAUGAUGAGGAAGAUGAUGACGAUGAUGAGGAAGAUUCAGAAGAUUCUGAUGAUACUGAUUCUGAUGAUGAAGAUGAUGAUGAUGAUGACACCAUACACAUAUCAUUUGUAGAUGGUUGCAAAAUAAUCGAAAAUCCUAAUAUUGAUACUCCAUUGAAGCUUCAAAAGUCACAAACUUAUACAACAAUGAAAGAAGCAGCCGAAGCAGCUGAAGCUGUUGAGGAAAAUAAAACCGCUGAAACAGCUGAUGCUGCUAAGGUAACGAAAUCGGUACAAGUCGUCACACCAUCCAAUGAAAAUGAAAUAAGUGAUUUAGUGAAACCAAUUGACAUUGUUGAAAAAGCAGAAAGUGAAUAUAGAGAAAAGAAAUUACAUUUAGAAAAACCAGUUAAUGUAGAAGAAGUAGUGGAAGAAGUUAAAUUAGAAGAUACAGUAGAAAAAUUACAGGCUGAACAAAGAAAACUUGAGGAAAUCACAAAGCAAUUAAGAAAAUCAGUUGAAAAUUUGCUAACUGAUGAUUUAAUGGAUGAGGAAGAUGCUGAUGAAACCGAACUAAAAUCUAAAGAUAAACAAAAAGGUAGUAAAAUCAUUAAAACGCGAGAAGUAAUAACUACACCUGGUAAGGGCGAAACACGAACAACUGUUACUGAAGUCAUCAAAGCAACAAGAAUACCACAAAGGAUUGACACAUCAGGCAGUGAAGAGACGGGUGAAGAAAUUUUUAACAGACUUCUUAGUGCCGGUGGGGAUUUAAAAGAAAUUUUUGACCAACAAACUGGAGAAACAGUGACGACAACCACGACGACAGAUACAGAGAGUGGUGGCACCAUUGUUACAACGACGACAACCAUAUCUAAUAUAGUCACUAGUGGCAUACCGAGAACUGUUGUCAAAGAGAAGACGAGCACCGAAAGUGGGAGCAGUAAAUUACCAACAGCAACGAAUCGAGUUAAUAAAAAUGGAAAACAGCAACAGCAACAAAAUAAACAAAAACGCAAAGGUAAAAAUGGCAAAAAAUAAAUUUACACUUGUAAGAUUAAAAGCGACGCAUCCGUGGUACAAAUCCUUAAGGAAAGGUGGGUUAUACGAAAAUUCGAGAGAAAAUUAUUAAGAUAAAAAUUUAUAUGCAUUCUAUUAGAACUUUAUAUCGAAAUUUAAAAUAUAAUUAAUUUCAGUGUUUAUACAUUGUAUUUUUUUAUAACUCAAGAAUUAUUUAUUGAUAUUAAUGUGAACAAUAAAUAAAAUUAAUAGUUUUUUCUUCGCGAAAAACAGCAACAAACUUUAAUUUUUAUAAUUAAUCAAUUAAAUGUUUUCAAAAUUAAUUUGUUAACAAUUGCCAUUAAUUAAAUCAUUGUAACUAAUCGUAAAGUUUAAAAUUUUGCUUGCAUUUAAUCCCACAAUCCUUCAUUAAAAUCUAAAACAAAAUUUCAUUUACUAAGUUUAAAUAAAAUAUUUGUUUAUUUAUUGUUUUAUUUUCUUUACCAAAACAAUCAUUUAUUUUUGUCACUUUUAUGUAAUAAUUUAUCCAUAAAUCUUUUUAGCUUAAGAAGAAAGAUAGCUGCUGAAAUUUGCAAUAAUUCACAGCUUGGAACUCCCACAAAACUCUCGAUUAUUAACCGGUCAUGUAUAAUGUUUAGUUUUAGGAUAAAACGAUUUUAAAUAUGUAAGCGCUGUCAAUCUGUAGCAUUCCGUUCUUUUGUGUAUUAUCUUUAGGUUAUAUUGUAAUUCCAUGUACUCUAUAUGUCCUGACUAAAGUAAGCCAUUAAAAAAAAAA
Teleopsis dalmanni is the source of this 6513-nucleotide messenger RNA. RefSeq lists its product as uncharacterized. The record is from RefSeq and is a predicted model, not a curated record. NCBI's taxonomy places the organism in Eukaryota, Metazoa, Arthropoda, Insecta, Diptera, Diopsidae.